Messenger RNA from Asparagus officinalis (garden asparagus), 976 nucleotides. Its product is annotated as phosphatidylinositol/phosphatidylcholine transfer protein SFH2-like. The record is from RefSeq and is a predicted model, not a curated record. The transcript has 6 exons. Bases 94 to 825 code for a protein of 243 amino acids. Lineage: Eukaryota; Viridiplantae; Streptophyta; Magnoliopsida; Asparagales; Asparagaceae.
CAUCUCUUUCCUUAAAUAAUACUCUCUCAAUUUCUCUGGUCUUCUCUUUCUUUCUUCUUCUUCUCUCCGCUGAAAAUCAAAGAAGGGGGGUUAAUGGGUUCAGAAGGAAGCUGUAGCCCAUUAAUUGAUGAGGAUUUGGAGUGGGAAAAAGUGGGUUUAAUGAGGGCAUUUGUUGAAGACAAAGAUCCACAAGCUAAGGAGGCAGACAAUUUCAUGAUCAGAAGAUUCUUGAGAGCUCGUGACCUAGACAUAGACAAGGCCUCUACCAUGUUCCUUAAAUAUCUCAAAUGGAAGAGGGAAUUUGUCCCUAAUGGAUUUAUAUCGGAUGCUGAAGUGAAAAAUGAGCUUGCUGAGAGGAAAUUCUUUGCGCAAGGAUUCGAUAGAAAAGGCCACCCUUUAGGAGUUGCGAUUGCAGCUAAAUUUAAUGCUAAGCAUGGAAUGGACGAACAUAAGCGUUUCGUUGUGUCUAUCCUCGACACAUUAUGCAGCAGAACUUCAAGAGAUCAAGAGAAGGCCAUGAUCAUUGUAGAUUUGAAAGGCUGGGGGUACUCAAACUGCAACGUCCGAGCUUACCUUGCAGCUAUAGAUAUUUUACAGAGUUACUAUCCUGAGAGGCUCCACAAGGCGUUUCUAAUCCAUGUACCUUAUCUUUUCAUGAAAGUGUGGAAGAUUAUGUACCCAUUCAUCGACAAGAAGAUGAAGAACAAGUUUGUGUUUGUUGAUGACAAAAACCUUGAAGAAGCGCUAUUGGAAGAAAUUGAUGAAAGCCAACUUCCAGAGAUUUAUGGGGGUAAAAUGUCACUUAUUCCUAUUGGAGCUAACUGAGAACUAAUUCGUAUGUAACUUGGGACUCAAGUCAUCACAAGAAGAACUACUGUUUUAUCCUGAAUUUUUGGAUCCAUUUCCUAAUUUGUUCGUCAGUGCGUAAAUUGUAAUGAAAUAAAUGGUCAUAUUUGUGAACUAUUUCUUUGAUAUC